Neocloeon triangulifer is the source of this 587-nucleotide messenger RNA. Its product is annotated as tetra-peptide repeat homeobox protein 1-like. Lineage: Eukaryota; Metazoa; Arthropoda; Insecta; Ephemeroptera; Baetidae. The record is from RefSeq and is a predicted model, not a curated record. Bases 1 to 546 code for a protein of 181 amino acids. The transcript is spliced from 2 exons.
AUGGUGGCAAACGCUAAGCUUUUGGUCGCCUUGGUUGUUCUUGGUGGGGCCGUGGCCUGUGCCAAGGAAGAGCAAACCCCCAGCAAGAGCAGGCGCGGCGUUUUCGGACUCGGCUACGGCCUCGGCGGUUCUUCUUACGGACUGGGACUGGAAGGCGCCGCCUUUGCCGGAGGUCUUGGUGCUGGUUUUGCCGGAGGACUCGGCGGCGUCGGCCACGCUUUCCAACCUGAAGUGACCAUCACCAAAGAAGUGCCCGUGCACAUUCCGCACCCUGUGCCCGUGCCCGUCGUCAAGAAAGUCCCCAUCCCCGUCGCUCACCCCGUGCCCUACCCUGUCGAGAAGCCUUACCCCGUUCCAGUUUUCAAACCGGUUCCCGUGCCGUACGAAAAGCCCGUGCCCUACCCUGUCGAGAAGCCGUACCCUGUGCCUUACCCUGUCAAGGUUCCCGUCGCGCAGCCCGUCCCUUUCCCUUACCCCAUUCACCAUGCUGAGCACUCCCUGGAAAUUCCCGUAGCCAAACCAGUGCACUUCCCUCAGCCCUGGUAAAUGUUUUAGAAUCAGAUGAAAUAAAUUUAUUUUGACUAUAA